Erinaceus europaeus (western European hedgehog) is the source of this 9702-nucleotide messenger RNA. RefSeq names its product leucine-rich repeat transmembrane protein CCDC168-like. The transcript has 4 exons. Lineage: Eukaryota; Metazoa; Chordata; Mammalia; Eulipotyphla; Erinaceidae. Bases 1 to 9702 code for a protein of 3233 amino acids. The record is from RefSeq and is a predicted model, not a curated record.
AUGACAUUUGAUGAUCAGUCAAGUUCUUCGUUCUUAGAAGAAAGCUUCUACUACAGAAAUGGCAACUUUUCAGAAAGAACAAUUACUUCAUCAUUUACAUCUGAAGAAAAUGAAGGUAGCUUUGAAAGCAGAGUUUCAUCAGAGGAAGUAACUUGGACUAGUACCAGUAAAAGCAAAUACAAAGUCCGUCACCUUAGCAAGAACCACAUGUCAUCUUCAAGUGGGACAAGCUCAUCUUUGUCAUUGUUUCAUGAAGAUGUAAAGGAAGUUUUUCUAAGCCAUAGCAGUGGGUGUCCAGAAAGUGAACAAGAAACAAUACACUUUUCAUCAAAGAAAUUGUUUUCUAUAAUGAAAACCAACAAAAAUAAAAUGUUAACAUUUUCUUCUGAUUUUAACUUUUCAAAAAAAUCCCAAAUUACUGUAGAAAAUGAAUAUCUAGAUGUGGCACCAUGCCCGCCUGCCCACUUAUUUCUCUCCAGAGAGCAAAUUAGACUUCUGGAAGAAAAUUUGAGGAAUCAGAUUCCUUUAAAGUCCAAAGGUAGAGGAGAGGGUGAAACUCCCUAUAUGAACUCAAUAUACCAAGAAGUGUUGAUUCAGAAUCAGCCUUCGAUGAACCCCAAACAAGGUUCUUUUCAAGGUUUUUGUGAAGCCAAGUCAACGAGUCAAGCUCCACAAUGUCUUCACAACCAAGAAUCAGUAAGUAACCAUGCUGAUACCAAGACCAGCAGGCCUCAUGAUGUGAUGAAGCCAUUUUCCAGGAGCAUGCAAGAGUCCUUCCGGGCCCAAAAUCUGAGCAGGAGCCCUCAUUUGGUCAAAAUCCCGUGUUCUGUUGACACUCAAGAUUCAGCUGAAGACCUCCAGGCUGAUAGAGAAUGCCUAGAUGAGCAUCCAUGUUCUGUCUGGAUUGAAGUUCCAGAAGAGAUUGAAUAUGUAAUCCAGGGUCAAAAUACUACUUCUAAGAAUGCCAGAUCUUUGAGUCCAGAUUCAGGUGCCAAAGGCGUUCCACAAUUAAAGAAUAUGAAGAGAGAUGGCCAACAAGAAAACAUUUCAUCAGAAUCAAGCCAGUGUUCUGCAUGUGAUUCAGUGCCUCUCUUGACUGCCAUGAAAAGGCAGGAAAACAGGAGAGAAACACUAUACAGUAAAAAUAAAUUGAAUCCCAGAGUUCCAUCUCGAAAAUCAGAGAAAACACCACCUUCACAAGUAUUCCAAACCACCCCGGUAGGUCAGACAUCUAGACACAGCAGUUUAGGAUACAGAUGUAACAGUGAGAAAAAGGAAGACUCACAUCAAAGAGAAUGUAUUUCACUUAAAGUUCUGAAUUGUAUCCAUGUUUCUAAGCAUAACAGAGAAAAUAAAGAACUAAAAUGCAUUUCACCAAGAUCUUCACCUCAACUAGAACAAUCUUUCAUGGUCAAUAUUCAUCAAGCACCUUGUUCUUCACCAAUAGAAAGAAACUGGAGAAAUCAAGAAUCUUUUAAGAGCCCCGUUAUUCAAGCAAAGGGAAUCGGUGCUGCAGGAGUUUGUGCCCCAUCUAGAAAGGAAAUGUCUGAGCUGCCUACCCCAGCGCAUAGCAUACCUUCUGGAGAAGUUAUAGCGGAAUCUAGGCAGCAAUUUAUUUUCUCUUCCGAACCGAAGUCAAACAGGAGAAUGGAUAUACCAAGUGUGCAUAAUUUCCAUCUUACACUUUCAAAUGGAAAGAAGUUACCAGCCAGCCCACCAGAAAUGCAGAAGAGCUCACCACAGGGAAAUGCACAAAGCCAAGAAGAUUUUCUGAAAAUCGUUCUGGAAUCGUCAGAUGUCAAUUUACUCAUUUCACUAGGAAACACAAAGCAGGAAGGCCAUGAACAAUCAGGAGAUGUACAAGCUCAAAAGAGCACAGAAGAUAUAAUUCUGAAGGGAGAGGACCCACUCGUAAUUAAUAUUACAGAAUGUGGUAGACAAAGGGAGAAUGGUGAGCUGGAACGUGAUACUAAAAGCAACCUACAAAUUCUACAAGGUGAAAGAAUACCUGGUAUUUCUCCCAGUGCCACUGACCCUACUGCUUCUGAACCAUGUGACAUGGCGAUGCACAACAGAUUAAAGACCCAGACAGACACAUCAAGGAAAGUCGGGCACAGCCCUUCAGCAGCAAAGCAAGAGGAAUUACCAGAGGGAAAGAAAACUGGGGUUACAGAUUGCACUGAGAAGAGACGGCUAUUUGACAAACCACAAGAACAUGGCAGAGAGGAAGAGGAAAGAGCUUCACCUGAAGCUGUGCCCCAGUUGACACAGAAGUUCAGGUACAGUCUGGAACUAAAACAGAAAAGCACAUAUGUCAAGUUGGAAAUAGAACAGAAUAUCUCAGGAAAGGAGAAAACUCAAGACGAAGAACAAGAGGUCCAAUCACAAACUCUUUCUCCACAAACCACUGAGGGAACGGUUCUCUGCCCCACAGCGGUUCCAUUUCAAGGCGGGGAAGCAAAGCAAAAUACAGACAGACUGAUGGGCGGAGAAACUGCAGAUCCAGAAAAUCCUCUCAAAGUGCGGGAGAAGUUACCCAUCGGCGGCGGCGUUUCCAUUGAAACAGCAGACUGUAAGAUCUCAUUGGGUGGUGACCUGGGAACUAUCCCAGGGGAUAGUAUUGCAGAAGAAAAGAACAUCGUAAAAGGAGUUGGACCUGCAGUUUCUCUGGAGUCUUCCGUGAUCAGUAUGCUUCCUUCAUCAGAUUUGGAGAGGAAAAGAAACAGAAGAGACUUACCAGGAACAAAAAGUGUACCCAGUACAACUAGGAAAAUAAAACAACCAGUGACUUCAACAAUUCGUUCUAACAAUAGACACGCCAUUGGGAGGCAUGGAAAUAGACUGAUAGGCAAUUCAAAAGUCAUCGUUAAGCAGAUACUAGAAGAUAAAACCAUGACAGAUGUGCUUCUGAAUGUCACCGACCCUCACUCAUCUAGUUUGCCAAGCACUAGAACAUGCAGCGGUUACCAUGCAGGGAACCACAGUUACACCAAGCUAAUGCAAGAGAGACCACAAGCUGAAAAGGCAGAAAGGUGUUCAGAUGUCAUGCAGAAAGGCAGUGACUCUGGAAGCACACUGGAAACCAGAUUGCAAGGUGAAUUGAGACAGCACAAGGAAACUCCAGUCAGAAUGGUCUUUCAGGGCAGCUGGGACCACGGAGCAGAUACAUAUUCAAAGAAGGCAUGGAAGACUGAGAAAGAGAUAUAUCAACUCACUCUACCUACACAAAUGACUGUGGAGUCUACUUACUUCCCUCGAAUGAGUUCAUCCCAGGAUGAACAAAUGAGGACAAGCCUAACCACACAAGUAGACUCAAAACACACUCCAGGUCCUCAGAGGGCUUCUCCAACAACAGAAAUGUCACUGACUGAAGACAGGUUAAGCCAGGCAGGAGAAAAUGAUGCUCCAGACUGUGUGAGGGAUGUAAGGGAAAUAGCUUACUGUUUUGCAGAGACCAAGGGAGAAUUUUCAGAACAUAUACCAGACACUAUGCCAGAAACCCUCCAUAGCUACAUGUCUGUUUUAGCUAGUCCUAAAAUGAAGAAAAACAGAGUACGGUUCUCACUCACUGACUGUGCAGUGCAGUCUGUUCAUGUGAGUAAAACAUCGUCAGACUCACAGACGUCUAGUCCCACAGGUCAUGGGAAGCAAGGGGAAUCCAGCUUAAAUACCAACCAAAUAGAUAGGCUGGCCUAUGAAUUUCUGAACACCCUCUUCUGUCCCAGGUCUAUCCGAGUCCAGGGAGACACAGACAGCUCUUCUCAUGCUCAGCUGAGGCAAGGAGAACUAGGAGAUGGAAGGAGGCCACAGUAUAUGGAUUUUAUUACUAAAGGCAGUGCAUUCUACUGCAGAGAAGAGAAGGUACAAUAUGGAGAGGAAGAGGAACAAAGUACUCAGCUCCACACUGCUCCAGAGCAAGCCCAUUGCCUCCAUCUUGAUGGGUCUCAAAGGAUGGAGCCCCAUUUUAUUGAGCCUGACCCUGCUCUGGCCUGUUUAACUCAGGAGCUGCCUGUGAAGAGGCAGGAUGUGCGGUAUCAAACGUGCUUUGCACAAGCUGCUUUGCAGACUGAUUUCCAGGUAAGCCCCAGAGAAGUUGAGGCAACAACCCAGAAGGCCAAUGAAACGGAGAAGCAGCUGGUAGGCCCCGUGGAGCCAAAGAUGCCACCUUUCAAACCAGAGACUGCAUUGAUGGAUAAACUUUUGAGCUCCCCCACAGAUCACGGCUUACCAUCAGUUGGAGAACAUGAAAGGGAGAGAGAUCCUUAUGUUAUGGGAAAUGAUUCAGUGCUGUCAAAAGAUUUGCAAGUGUCCUUCCUGCAGUCUUCUGAUUUUACUGAGCACUUCAUUUCUAAGUAUGAAAGGAAGAGACGCCUGUUAUCUUCAUCACAGAAGCAUAUGGAUGGACUCAAUAUGAGGGAUAAAUCUAGAAGAAAACAUAGAAUGGGACUGAGAUCUAGCUUUGCAACAAAAAGCAAAACAGUGGACCUGGGUAAACAUGUGUCAGAUCAAAUUCACUUCUUCAUGACUUCUGCAUCUGACUGCACUUAUGUUUAUAGGAGGGUAGGAAGAGAGAAAGACAAAUCAGGAGAGGAAAGACUGAGUUCUACACAUGUAAAGGAAAUGACAUCACCACAUGAAGGGAGUAUUAUUUCAGACAACUCCAGAGAAACCGGUUCUCAGGAUGAAGGAGUGAGUGAACAGGCGAUGGCGUUAGAAGGCAUUCUACAGCACAGUCAACAUUUCAUAUUCUGCUCAGGCCGGAGGAAGGAAUGUGACCUUCAAAAAUCGGAAAACCAAGGGAGAGGGAUAAUUCUGUCUGUAAUGGAGCAAGGCCACCCACGUCAAAUGCAACCCAAAGGUCUCAUGCAUGCGCAGGAACUAAAGACAAACCACCAGUUACAAAAUGACAAGAUAUGUUCACUGAGUUCACAGAUUUCUCUUCUGAGGUCAGAGGAAUCGCUAAUGGGUCUCAUUUUAACUGACAGAAAGAAAUCUAGCCCCCUCUGUGAUGGGAUUCUUACAAGGAAACAGAACAGCUGUGAUAAGGAGGAAAAGACUGAGCUUACAGAAUAUCUUCCAGCAACUGAUCUGGAGUCUCCUGCUAUCUCCAAGCCUGACCUAGCUGAAUCUCAAAGGCGGAGAAAGACAGUUACACACAGGGCCUUCAAAACUACAAUGCUUCACAAAGAUAUGAAAACGAAGGCAAGAAAGACACCCAUUUCACAGGUAUUUAAUAUCUUAGGGAAUGGUUGUUCAAAAUAUCUACCUCCAAAGGCCAUGAAAUUACAGAUUUUUGACUUUUUAGUUCAGAUUAAAUACUUUGAGUUCCUGGAUGACCUUACCACACAGGUAAAGAGAGACUUGGCACAGGAAUUACCAGCAGCCGUUCUAGAGUCUUUGGACUCAUCUCUAUUCCCUUUACCUGUAUCAGAAAGAAAGAAAUACCUUUUAAAGUUUACGAAGAGAGCUAAAAGGAGUCCCUUGCACAUAACUACGCAGGAGAAGAAAACAGCAGUUUCCCAGACGUUUAAUACCAUCAAGCACAGUCUGUCAAGCUCUAGAAGGCAAUUCGAACGCAACUUCAAAACUAUGGUGAGACAAGGUCAAACCGUGGCCGAUAUAAUCCUGAAUGUGAUUUCCUCUUCUGUGCCUGUCUCACCUGAUAUUAAAAUGCACAGUCACGUAAAAGUAGAAACAGACAUGAGGUGGGAAAGAGAUUUGAGUCAUGAAAGAGAGAAGCCAGAUAGAGAGAAAGUCAGUGUUGAUUCCAAGGCUCAGAAAGUGAAGACGCCUCACUUGGUGAAAUCAGAUCUAGAGUCCCUGAACACAGCAAGGAAAAAAAGCCCGCACCCACUUGCCACACCCUGGGAGCAACUGCAGCACACGCUGUUGACACAAAGGCUAGUCCAUUCUGUGUCUUGCUCCAUUUUGAAUUCACUCACACUGGAGAAUCAGCAAAAAAGAACUAAAACACUAAAAGGCUUAAAAGGCACAGGAACAUCCAGUAUUUUCCCUUUGGUGCCACGGAAAUCGGUGAGUGCCUCUCUGAUCAUUACAACACAGAGUGACUGCUCACCUGAAAGAGACCUGAGAAGGGAACUUGCCUGUCCUCUGCCACGGGGAAAGAUAUGGGUGCAGAAAAAGCCACACAUGAGAACCCUGAAGUCUUUAGGUUUCUGGAAGCCAGAAUCAUCUAAAUGUAAAGGGCAGAGAAAGGUAACCCAAAUCUCUCACUCUAGAAUUGGGAAAACACAGAUUUCAGUCUUAAAGACAAUCCGUUUAACUAGGCCUGGAAUCCUUAGCCGUAGAAAGGAGCAGGACUACGUCUUGGAAUACAUAGCCAGAGAAAUAGCUCAAGGUUUAUCAGACAAAUAUGUAGAUGAUGGUCUUUCACUUACGCCUGUUUCAUUUGCCAGCCAAACACGUAUCAAAGUCAAAGCAAAGAGAGGCCCGUUAAAGAAAAGAAGCAACGUGACACAGCUACAGUAUGAAAAUAAAAGCCCGUAUAACUAUUCCUCUGCUAGACAUAGCACUUCAGACAACACAUCAGAAUCAGUAUCACAGACUGAAAGAGAAGGCAAUGGACUUUCCUGUAGAGUAGAUCUACAGUUCCUGAGAAAAACAGGAAGCAGGAAAGAUCAAAAUAGGUCCGCUGUAGAGCAAAAAGUACAGGGACACACAGUGGUUUCAGAAGAGGCAGUUGAUUCUGUGUAUUCUCCUCUGAUGAUUCCAUUUCAGAAUGAAGAACCAGUGUUUCACGCACCACAAAAAGACACGCUACAGAGAACAGGUGGAAAGAUCCCAUGUCCAGAAUUAGUGAACACAGUGUUGGAUGAUCUUCUCAUUGAUGACAUGCAGUACAGUGGUCCUACAUGUGAUAGGAACCCUAAAAGGAAGUUGGGUGUUUCUAGUGUACUUUCCCAACAGUUUGAAGUUGAUGAAGACAUAAACUCUCAGAAAAUAUUAAAAAGCCUCAAUAACCACAAUAUUAUAUCUACUAUGCCUAAGAGUUCAGUAUUUGCAGAUCCAUGCGAAGAAAGCCCUAGUAAGAAAGAGAGUAAUCAUGUUGCCAAGAAGCACAAAGAAUGGCAAAGAGACUUAAUGAUGUUCAGAAUGUCUGUUUUAUCAGCAUCUAGAAGGCAGAAAAGGGCAUUAACAUUUCCAGAAAGGAGAGCCCUGAAGAGCUCCAGACAUAAAGCCAGAAGGACAAAGAAGUCUCUUUAUUCACAGAAGCCUAAUAUUCCUGAGCCUGGAGACUUAUCUUAUAGAAACAAAGAGGAUUGCAAUCUUAAGUCUGUGAUAAAACACAUGAAACAAAACAAAAGUAUAGCUAAUGCAUUUUCAUUUCCCAUACUUGUAGCAACUUGCAAGAAAACAGGCCGUGAAAUGCAUUGCAUACCCAAAAUAGAGAUGGAUAAAGCAAGAACGAAAACAGACCAUACAAAACUAGAGAAGUCACCGUGUGACAGAGAAGCCUGGGAAGCCAGUCUCACUAACAUGCAAAACAGAUGGAGCAAUGCAAGGAAAAUGAAUGUCCAGCAUGAGAAGGAGAAGAACACGAUCCACGAGUUGUUAGACUCAGCCUCACUUUAUCAUCACCAGUUCACUUUUGGCGCCCGUCCUAAUAAAGACCUCGGGGCCAGCAAGUCAGAACCUAAACCAAAUAUUUCAGAAGGAAGACAGACUUGGAAUUCACCUUGCAUGAUGCAAGGAAACCACAUUCAUAAAAUGAUUUUGAAGUCUGCUGCUAGACAGGUGAUGAGUUUUCUUCAGGCUGAAGCAGUAAAAACAAGUUCUCGUAUUCAAGAAAAGAAAAAGCCCAUGAAUGUUGACAGAUCAGAGUCUGGUUCAAGACAACAUGAAUCUCCCCAGGAAGGAAACGUUAGGAGGAGAUGGGACAACCAUAUUUUUGAUGAAAAGUCAAGAAAUCAAAAUACCCAAGGUAACACAAUUUUACAAACUUUAGAUCUACCCAACCUUGAUUUAUCUGAAUGCCAAAACCAGGGCAACACGUUCAAGUCUGUAAGCCAGAGAAGCACAACGAGUUCCAAGCAUACAACUUUAAAGGCAGAGAAGCUGCCAGUUUCCCAGUUGCUUCAUAUCACAAGGUGUCUCAGAAGGAGGCACAGAAAGAAAGAACAGUCUAAGUUGAAGUAUAAGACGAAAGGGUGGCCAUGGAAUGAGAGUGUGAGAGAGGCAUUUUUCUGUGCCUUUGAGGCAGCUAAAAUCCCAACACCUGGACUAGUAGUUGAUGAACUCUUACUGCAUACAACAGUCAGAGACACCCAGGAUGACAGAAUACUUCACAAAAAUCGGGAUGGUCAUAUUCCAGAAGAAACGGCUGAGUUGGGGGAGAAUUUAGCUACAUCUUUCUCAGAGCCAUGGGAUUUCUUUGUGCCCAUUGUACCUGACUCUGAAAGCCAGAUAAAAACAGUCAGUUUGUCAGACAAGAAUAUCAGAUUGAGUUCUAGAUAUUUAAUUAGGAAAAGAAGGGAGCCAGUGGUUUCACAGAUUCUUAAAAUUGAUCGGCCACUUACCAAAAGUAAGAAAAUGCAUGGACCCAAUUUAAAAAUCAAAAUAAAAGAGACACGUCAGUGCCAUGAUCUGUCGGAGAGAAUUUCUGAUACCAUUUGUUUCAUGUCAGAUACCUCUGAAGCGACAAGGCAAAGCAGAUCCCAAACACAGAGAGAGAGACCCCCAAGGUUAAGUUGUGUACAGUCAGCACAAAUGGACUUACCAGCAGAAGAGCUAGUGAUUGCACAGCCACUUAAUGUCACAGAUCCUGCUGCUUUAUGUUUGAAUAAAGAACAGGGACAGGAGGCAGACAUGAAGAGCUCUAGGACAGUUUCAGAUGCAGCCUCAAAGUUCACACAUGUUUCCAUACCUACUCUACUGAACAUAAAAAUGGAGCAAGCUCCUAGUUCUUGGCAUAUCUAUGAGGAAUCUUCUAUAAAGAGAAAUGCCCCACGCAAAGCAAAGGUUAGGAAGUUGUUUAAGACAACUCCACACACAACCCAGCCACUGGCAUCUGGGGCAGACCAGAGGAGAGGGUCAGGUCUUUUCACAUCAGAAGCACCUUUAGUCAACAUGGUGCUCCCUGUAUGCAGCUCUCAGAAGACAGAAGUUGAUUCACCAGCACAAGAAGCAAAGACACACUCUGUGGAAGGCUUCAGACUAGAGGAUUUUCCUUUCUCUAAGACACCUCUGCUGCAAGUUGCAAAGCAGAAGAAAGAAUUUAAAGAUGCAAACCUGGAAACAAUAGCGAAUCCCACGAUUCUGAUGUCAAAGGCAGAAAAACCACGAAUGGAAGUGCAUCUUAGUACCACAAGACAGGGCGGUGACUCACAGCAGCCGAGAGGAGGGAAGGAGCCAGAAAAGCAAGGCAUGAGUCCAGAAGUUUGGAGUCUACUAACAGACAAGGAAUCAAAUAGAAGAGAUACUCCUGUGGUCCAGCCUCCAUGGGCAGAAGGAGUUGACUUACUCAUUCCAAGAAAGGGAGACCAGCAAGAAAGAUACACAUAUGAGCUUCUCCAAAAACCUGCAUCUUCCCACAAAGUAGGUCCACAUCAAGUUAACCCCUCAGAGCAACAAAUAAAAUCAGAGGGCACAAAUAUGAUGCAGUUUGAACACUCAACUCCACAAGCUAAAGAAGCCUUAAAGGGAAUGGAUAUCAUAAUGAUCCCCAGAUCCCGCAACACUUGA